AUGGUCAACACCAUAUCGUCAAAUAUGGCCGCAUUAUUUUUUGUAAUACUUCUUUUUAUUAAUUCAAUAAAAAGUGAGACAUGUGUUAUAGACAAUCGUUCAUUAAGCACCGCCUGGGAACAGAAACUUCGAGAAGAAUUAACAUCAUGUGAUACCAGAUUUCAACCACCAAGUACCAAUCAUACAAUUGUAAACAUCAGUUUCACCUUAAAAUCCUUCAACUUCGAACACUAUGAAGAAAUCUUUACAAUCAACAGCUGGGUAUUUUUAACCUGGGAUGAUUCAAGACUUACUUGGAAUCCGGAUAACUACGAUGGUAUUACCGAAGUCCUUCUUCCCAGUAACAAAAUAUGGACACCCAAAUUAUCUCACUACAGCUCCAGUGGGAACGACGAAUUCGAUUACAUCAUGACUUCUUGUCGUAUAACAAACAAAGGACAUGUAACUUGUAUACCUAGAGUUAUCCAUCAAACUGUGUGUAAUACGAAAUUAACACAUUGGCCGUACGACACACAGAACUGUACAUUCGAAUUUGGAUCAAAACCUGGAUUCGAUCAUGUUAAAUUCGUUUUAGAUUCUGGUAGAGGUAUUAAGAUGUUUGGUGCUGAAUACGGUCCUGGAUGGACUAUAACAGAUUUCUCAAAGACGGAGACAGAAGAUUCAGAAUCGGUUAAAUUUUCUUUUAAUUUUAUUGUUGAACGUGAAGGGGUUGGUUUAGCAGCGAUCGUUAUAGUUCCUUCUUUAGUUUUGUCGUUUAUAACAGUUUUAUCAAUGACUUUAAAUGUUGAAGAUAAGAUACGUUUAUUUAUACUAUGUUUUGGUUUGCUAAAUCAAUUUACGUUUCUACAAGAAAUCAAUUCAGAUUUACCACAACAUAGCCCUGAUACUCCUACAGUAGUAUUGUUCUUGCGUUCGUCGAUUGUUUUAACUUUAUUGGCUAUCGGAAUAACUUUUCUUUUAACUCAUUUAUAUAGAAAAUCUAAGCCACCAUCAAAUUUUAUUAUCACAUUUAAUGAAAAGAUUUUAGAUUCGUACGUAAAAUAUAUCAUUUGGCCUAAAUGGAGUAGAUCUGAAGAAAAAGAAAUGAAUAACGAUGCUGCGAAAAUACUAACUGCAUGGAUCGAUUUUGUUAGUAUUAUUAAUUUUAUUUUCUUGUUAAUUAUUGUUAUAACAUAUAUCGUGAUGUAUUAUAUUUAUAUACCUAAAGAACCUGAAUUCUAGACUCUAAGA
This is a messenger RNA of Papilio polytes (common Mormon), 1230 nucleotides long. Its product is annotated as neuronal acetylcholine receptor subunit non-alpha-2-like. The record is from RefSeq and is a predicted model, not a curated record. Gene Ontology annotation, biological process: monoatomic ion transmembrane transport; signal transduction; chemical synaptic transmission. The transcript has a single exon. NCBI's taxonomy places the organism in Eukaryota, Metazoa, Arthropoda, Insecta, Lepidoptera, Papilionidae. Bases 1 to 1221 code for a protein of 406 amino acids. Gene Ontology annotation, cellular component: synapse; membrane; neuron projection. Gene Ontology annotation, molecular function: transmembrane signaling receptor activity; extracellular ligand-gated monoatomic ion channel activity; neurotransmitter receptor activity.